Haliotis rufescens (red abalone) is the source of this 5719-nucleotide messenger RNA. RefSeq names its product glypican-5-like. NCBI's taxonomy places the organism in Eukaryota, Metazoa, Mollusca, Gastropoda, Lepetellida, Haliotidae. The record is from RefSeq and is a predicted model, not a curated record. Gene Ontology annotation, biological process: regulation of protein localization to membrane; cell migration; positive regulation of canonical Wnt signaling pathway. Gene Ontology annotation, cellular component: plasma membrane; cell surface; extracellular region. Bases 152 to 1900 code for a protein of 582 amino acids. The transcript is spliced from 7 exons.
GACCUCAAGUAUUACUCAUGCAAAUGGCGACUUCAUGUAGGCAUUCAUCUAUGGACGGUUCGUGAAGACGACAGCGUGUUGUUUCUCUUGGUUCGCCUGGUCUAUUUUCAUACCACAUUUUCUUGGAUUGUACAUUUGUGUGUCUCAUGUGAUGAACAUGGUUUCUCUCUGCCGGAUUAUAUCGUUGUUGUGUGUCAGCGUGUGUGUGAUAGCCGUUGCGCUUGCCUCGGCACCUUCUCAUAGACAUCAGGGAAAAGAAUGUGGACGGGUUCAACGCGAGUUUUCACACAAAAAGAUAGGCUCACAUAAUCUAGUACCCGAUAACAAAGUACAUGAUUCAGGUGUGUCAGUGUGUUUCAAUGGUAAAGAACUUAAGCACCACAAAUCGUGCUGCACGAAAGAUACAGAGGAGAAAUAUGUGAAGGCUGCAGAGAGAUAUUUAAAAGACAGUCUACGAUCAACCAAUGCAUAUUUGAAGAAGCUUGUGAUGGAGAGUUUGGCUCGGUUUCAAGAGAGGGUGUUGGAUUUACUAGAGGAGGCCCAGAACCGGACAGCUGUGAUGCUGAGCCGCGUCCACAACAUCCCCUGGGACGAGCACCAUGGUACGGUCAGCGACUACUUCCUGGACAUGGAACAGUACGCCCGCCGCCAGCACGUCAACCUCCAGGACUCGGUCCAGACCUUCUUCACCGAACUCUUCCCAUCCGUAUUCUACUACAUCCUGAGCGACCCCACCGUCAUCCGCUACGACGACCACUACCGCAGCUGUCUGCUGCAAGCCGAGGAGGACAUCCAGCCUUUCGGCAACAGCCCCAAACAUCUUGCCCACAAAAUUGUCCAAGCUUUCCAAAGAGCACGGGCAUUUGUGAACGCCUUGUCUGUGAUCACAGAAGCCAUUAAUUCCACGGAUCAUAUCAAGUUUGAUACCAAUUGUCUUGAAGCUGCAACAAAGUUGCAAUACUGCUCUCAUUGUCAAGGAUAUGUUGAUGCCAAGCCUUGCCAUGGCUUCUGCUUGAAUGUUAUUGGGGGCUGUCUGGCAACUGAGUCGGAAAUAAGCCCGGCCUGGGAUGAUCUUAUUUCUGCAGUCAGAACUCUCACCAACGGCAUGAAGGAAAAAUUCAGUUUGGAAGUAGUUUUAAGUGGUAUUCAUGAACAGAUUUCAGAAGGAAUACUUCAAGCAAUGGACGAUGGACCAAGGAUUUACACUAAGGUGCUGGAGAGCUGUAAGAACCUGAACACAUCAGUUCCAAAGGAUAAUGUAAAGAGGAGCUACGUCAUGUCGAAGCCCAAGUCCCGCCGGAGACCCGCCCCCACAUCCAGCCUCAUGGAGCAGCUGGAGGCUGUCCUCAAGAAACUCAUGGACUCCCGCGGAAUCUACAACCGCCUGUCCAACGAAAUCUGUGGUCAGGGAAUCAUUUACGAACAGGAUAUGUCUAGCAGCAAGUGCUGGAAUGGAUCCCACAUUGCACAGUAUACCCGUAUUGUUCCCGAAUCAAGUUUCAUCGCACAGGCAAAGGCCAAUCCAGAGGUGAAGGUUGAUGUGAGGCCCAACUAUGAGCUGCUGAAUGUUAAGGAAAAACUAAUCCACAUGAGAAGGAACCUGAGCACGUUGUUGACGGAUGAGCAGAUGCAGGGGGACAGCCCCGAGGAACUGGUCUCCAGUGGGGAGAGGAGGAUCAAGAACGAGAACAUUCACAUCAAUGACGACGAGGACCUGUAUGACCCCUCCGGCAGUGGUAGCGGAGACGACAGUGAUGAUAAAGAUCCAGUUGCACCAAGACCAACACCUCCAUACUCCCACAAGCCGAAGCAACCCAAAGAUUCCGGAGCUGGACUAGUGCCCGUAACGUGGUCAGUGAUUGCCCUGUGUUAUUGCCUGGCGCAGGUGCUUUAUGUGUGAGAGUGGGAGCUACCAGGCCGCUGUCUGGAUGGUUGACACAUCUGUCGUAUUUCAAGCUGCAUUUGAGAGACAAUUGAUAGACCCGAGGACAAACAUAUAUGCAAUUCCAGGAGGAACACGAGGAACAGGCUGCUCCAACUCCUUCCGAGGCCUGUCUGUGAUAAUUUCUGAACUUAAGAAGAUGAUAUUAUAUCCAUUAGUAACCUCAGUCUGGUACCAUCUCAGGAAAGCUAAAUUAUUACCUAGAAUGCCUUCAAACACAAAAUUGAGUUUAGCCAGGGAAGUAGAAAUGCUGGGCAUUUAUCAGGAAGGAAACGUGGUUCCGUAGAUUGCGAAUCUGCCUCCAAGGGUUUGUCAUGUCAUGUGACUCUGUACAGCUGCAGCUGAACUAUGUGUUUAUUAUUGUCACUUGGGAAAUAUUGGUGCUCGUUAUAUCCAUGGUGUGAAAAGUUGAUUCAACUAUGAGGAAAAUUGUGCGAACUAUGUGACGGGGGGAAAAACCCAAGACCUUGUGACGUGUGUAACAUACAGAUGUUAUCAAACGAUUCCUUCUCCGAAAAAAGUUCGAGCCACACACUGGGGGCAAACAUUGACCGGGUGAAGGUCAGUGUAAAGGUGAAGGUCAUGUGGAACUGGAGAUGGAUUACAUGACAUUAAACAUUCAUUAUAUUAAAGAUUUCAAGACGACCUUCGCCAAGAGGAAUGAGGAUGGACAGACUGGAUACUGUCAAAUCACUAGCUGUUUGAAGAACGGAAUUUAACCUUGCUGGGACGGCUAGUUCGAAGAUGUAUGUCUUGGCAAAACCCUGGACAUUACAAUUAUGGAGUGUGACAUUUGCUGGAUUAGAACAUCCUUUGCAGCAAUAUAGAAGAAGUGUCCAAAGAUGAUUUUAAUAUAUGCUACCUUGAAGCAUGGAAUCCAUUGGUUGUCCAGAGAAUUGGAGUAACUGGUUGUCUCUGGGCUGCUCGGUGAAUGCUGAGAUUGUGAAAUUGAUGUCAUUUUGAAAUGAUUACAUGAAGUAUGUUUUACUAGUGAUGAUUAGCUGUAUUUAUGUUUCAAUCCUUAUAGUUAUACUUGCAACUGCUUCUAAAAUGAGUAUGUCCACUUACACCAAAUAUCUAAAAAAUAUAUGUGAAAAAAUAACCAGUAUCCUAUUCAUUUCAGUGCUAUUUUAUAUUGGAUUAUGUAGGUAGACUAUACAUGUAAGUUUCAGAUUAUUAUGAUAAGCAACUAUAUAGAACAGUAAUACUGAUGAUUGUAAAUUUUCUACACCCAAGAGGUUUUUUUGUUUUUUUUCUCUGUUUCUGAUUGACUGUUGGCGUAUGAAUGAAGAAUUUUUAAAUGAGGAAUUUUACAGUGUCAGAAUAUUGUGCUGUCUGCUGUUGAAGCAUGUGUAUCUUUUAAAUCUUAUUUUUCUAUCAAAUAGACCUUUCUACUGUAUGGUAUACACAUAAAAAAACAAGCAUCACAUUUGUUUAGGAUGUUUUCUAAUAUGUUGAAAGAUUUUAUCAAACUUUUACCACAGAGUACUACUGUCUCAGAAGUUUUGAAAUAUCCAUUUGAUGAAAAUUUGAAACAAUUAAUUCAAAAUGUCUCCAAAUGUUAAGCAAUUUGUCUCAGUUGAUGAAAGGGAAGUAACUCAGACUACAGCAUCAAGCCCUAGUUUUGUGGCUGGAUAUUUUAUAAUGUGAAUGUUUGUAGUUAAUAGAUUCAUAUGAAUGCUUAUUUAUUGUGGGCUAAUUUGUCAAGUUAUUUCUGAGAGGAUAGAAAAAAAUCUAUUUUACUUUAGAAUGUCCACGUGUGAGAUGCUAGGUCUCCGUCUCUGCUUGUGAAGCUGAGAGGGAGAUUGUUUUGUACAAUGUAUGAUGUGUUGUCUAUACUGUAAUUUAAGCCUUGUUACAUGAUGCCAAUAUCACAACUUUUUUGUUUAUUUUUCUGUUGAUGAGUGUGUCAUGCUUGAUGAGCUGUACAAACUUUUUAAGCUUUUAAAUGUGAUUAUUAGGGUUUAAGAGAGAAAAAUAAGACUGUCUUUAUGCGCAAGUGGUGUGUUCUUUUCCUGUUUGCAUGCUUGUCUCACACUAGUGGUCAAAUUGUGAUGUUGUAAAGGAAUCUGUCUUUGUAAAUAUUUCAAACUUCUCUCAUAGGAAUCAGAUAUUUUUUCACAUUAGUCCAUACAGAUGAUGACCUGUGUACCUGUGCUGUUGCAGGAAACUAUGGCGUCUGUUCAGCAUGUCAGUGUUGCAAACAUGGUUGAUUAUUGCUAUUAAGAAAUUAUGGACUUGUAGAAUUUCUUUCAAUGAUUUAUGGCCAUUUUUUGGAGGUUAUUUUGAGUUGAAGUUUCUUGAUGCACCGAUGAGGCGACAACCUUGCUUUUGUAACUGUCCUCCUCAACUGUUUUGUCAAAUCACCAAGUGCCAUUGUCUGUAGUCUCAUUUCAUAAUGUCAUCGUGCAUAGCGCUUGGAUCUUCUAGUUUGUCCUACAGAGAAUCAUGCAUCUUAGGGCUAGUCCAUCUCCGUUAAAAGUCUACAUGAGAAGAUGCAGAAAAAUAUCAAAAUUGUUCCUGGGGGAAAUCUAUGUUAAUUGCUAACUGCUUCCACUCUGAAUGUCCCUCCUGUGUUUGUGUAUCAUGUCAAUCGGACCAUGCUGCAAUGGAAUAAACAUGUUCUAUAUAUUUUUCUUUGUGUAUGAAAUGUCAAACAGAAGUUUGGAAGUCAAGGCUUUGAUCUCUUUGCAAGUUUUUGUGUGAAAUUUUAAUCAAAUCUUUUUUAGAAGUAAACUUGUUUAACAAUAAAACAGGAAGUGGGUUGUUUUGUAUUUUUUGUAAGAAGUCUUUCAAGGAAGUUUUGUUGCAUCAUGUCUUAUAUUUUUUAAUCACUCAACUUUUGCAAUUAGUCCUAGUUAUAUAUAUCUCUGCUUUGAUCCCUGUUUAAACUUUGUGCAAAUAAAAGCUUUGUGAUAUGCGUUCAGCAAUUGCUGCAUUUGUAAGUAUUUGGUUACAAUAUAUGUGUUCUUUAUUUGACGAAGGUGUAUUUCAUAUAGAUAUCACUGGCCAGAUUAGCUUAUCUAGGUGGCUAAGUUUCCUUUAUUCCCACAAAUUUACAAGUAAAUCAUUCUGAUUUGAUAUUACGUAAAUGAAGUGCUGCUGAAUGUGUGAUUUCUGAAAGCUGAAUCUUGAAAUAAAUUGACACAGUCACUGAUACCAGACAGUGUGAUUGGCUUGUUGGGUCUUGUAUUCAUAAUUGUCUCUCUCAUAUCUUUGUAUGAUUGAUAAUCUGAGAUAUACAUGUAUAAUGAUUAUUGAUUAUCUGAUAUAUAUUACAAUCAUUGGCUAUAUUACAAUCUUUAAUUUGUGGGAAUGAAGAAACCUAAAGCUUUUGACUGCCUUGUAUAACAGAUUAGUUUUAACAUGCUGUAGUUAUUGAACAUUCCUCAUCAAACAAAAAAUCAGUUAAAAGCUGUCAAUUUGUUAUACGGGUUCGACAUUAUUAAUUUGGGAAGUGAAAAGAUUACAAUAUUUAAUAUUUAUAACUUUAAAGAUCAGUCAAAAUAUUAAUAUUUGAUAUUCAUGUUGUCUCAAAAAGUAAAAUGAAAUGAUUUGUUGAUUUAAAAAUCAUGUGUUGCAAAAUACUCAACCAGAAUCAACGAACCUGUUCACACAUUGUUGGCUUGCCCUCUCAAUUAAAGGGAGGUAACUGCAAUCUGGCCUCAGCUAAGGGGAUUCCCCUACCAUGCUUUAUGCAUAAUUGUACAUACUGUUGUUCGGCAGACAGGAAUGUUUCACAUAGAAUAUGAAAUAAAGGCAGUCUCACCACAUGAA